Molecule: messenger RNA, 561 nt
Organism: Penicillium cinerascens
Lineage: Eukaryota; Fungi; Ascomycota; Eurotiomycetes; Eurotiales; Aspergillaceae
Exons: 3
Coding region: 1-561 (186 amino acids)
Source: RefSeq, a predicted model, not a curated record
AUGGAUUUGGGUCCGGGUGGUACCCGACAACAUGCCACGGCCCAAGGCAAAACAAAGAGUGAAGAUCUCGCUCGUCUAUGCAAUAACCAGCGACGCUCGAGAGCGCGACGACAGGAAUACGUACACCAUCUAGAAAGGCGAGUUCGAGAGUAUGAAGAGUCAAGCGCAGCCAGAGAAGAGCAAAGUCAACUAGCAUUGCAGAAGCUCCGAGCAGAUAAUGAUGCCCAGAAACAGAGGCUUGAUGCUCUUAGUAUCAACCGGAGACAUGACAGAGUCGAAAGUGAACUCACGCCGAAUGUGUUUGAUACUCCGGACCCUCAACCCCUCAGGAACGUCCGAGCUACACGGCACGACGUCGCCAUCUUGUUGCAGUCAGGAGACCGUGUAUACAUUCAGCGCCAACGACGUCGACCUAUUGGCCCCGGCAGUCAAUCACUCGUCACUGAUCGACAGCUACCGGGGUCAUCAACCCGUCCAAACAAACGAUGUCAUGCAACAUCGAGAUUCUGGGACUCUGGAUACGACGGGCUCGAGCGCGACCCUCUGCUCUUUGGCGUAUAA